Messenger RNA from Darwinula stevensoni, 1751 nucleotides. NCBI's taxonomy places the organism in Eukaryota, Metazoa, Arthropoda, Ostracoda, Podocopida, Darwinulidae. The record is from the annotation of a GenBank genome assembly.
AUGCAGACCUGCAGACGCUUCGCGCUCCUCGUCCUCCUGGGCGUCGGGACUCUCGCCGCCGCAAGGGAGAAGCGACAGACGGAUGACGGCGACUUCUUCUGGCUCGAUCAACUCAAGGAAGGUGGAAACUCCGAAACCCGCGGGGCACCUGACGGAGGCGCACCUCAGGUCUACGUACAGGUCCCGAAUGCACCCCUCGGCAGCCCACUUCCACCCCAGGGCAACCAAAUUCCACCCCCGGGCAACCAACUUCCACCCCAGGGCAACCCACUUCCACCCCCGGGCAACCCACUUCCACCCCCGGGCAACCAAAUUCCACCCCCGGGCAACCAACUUCCACCCCAGGGCAACCCACUUCCAGUCGGUCUUCCACCCCAAGGCAACCCCCUUCCAGUCGGUCUUCCACCCCAGGGCAACCCCCUUCCAGUCGGUCUUCCACCUCAGGGCAACCCCCUUCCAGUCGGUCUUCCACCCCAGGGCAACCCGGCUCCUCCUCUCGGUCCUACAGGCGGAUAUCCACCUCCACCCGAAAGUACUUGCCAUGCUCCGCACGAAUGCGUGCCCUUCUACCUCUGCGAGGACGGGAAGAUCGUGUCUUCGGGCGAGGGAAUCAUCAACGUCCGCACCGGCAUCGACGACGAAGUGAAGCUGGUGGGCGGCGGCUGCCCCAGUUUCCUGGACGUCUGCUGCCUGGACCCCUUCGCGCCGACCCCUCCCCCUCCCCCCAAGCCCUACCUCCCUCAUUGCGGCAAGAGACACGAGGAAGGCGUGGAAGUGCGAAUCGUGUUCGGCAACCUGACCUACGACUCCGAGGCGCAGUUCGGCGAAUUCCCCUGGAUGACAGCCAUCCUCAACGAGGAGCUGGACCCGCAGGGACACGUGCAGGACGUGUACAAGUGCGGUGGCUCCCUCAUACACCCACAGGCUGUGCUCACCGCUGCUCAUUGCGUCGACAAGUUCUAUACCAACUACGGCGGACUGAAGGCCCGUUUUGGCGAAUGGGACACACAAAAGGAAUACGAGCCCAGGCCGCACCAGGACCGGAAGGUUGCGAAGGUGAGACAGCAGCCUGUACGAACGCCGAUCGUCGCGAUCGCCGUCGCUCACGAGGUGCUCACGAAAACACUUUUCUCGCAGGUCGUGAUCCACGAGGGCUAUAACAAGCGGUCGUUGUUCAACGACUUCGCCGUGUUGAUCCUGGACGUCCCGGUGAAGCUGGACGACCACAUCGACACCGUCUGCCUGCCCGGACCCAAGACGAGCUUCGUCGGGCAUCGGUGCUACGUCACGGGAUGGGGGAAGUCGGCGUUCGGGAAGGAAGGGCGGUACCAGGAGGUGCUGAAGAAGAUCGACCUGCCGGUGGUGGAGCAGGCGUGGUGCCAGGAGAGUCUGAGGAACACGAAGCUCUCCAGGUUCUUCAACCUUCAUCCGAGCUUCCUCUGCGCCGGAGGGGAACCAGGCAGGGAUGCCUGCAAGGGCGACGGAGGGAGUCCGCUGGUGUGCCGGGACCCAUUGACGAACUACUUCGUCCAGGCCGGGAUCGUGUCGUGGGGGAUCGGGUGCGGGGAGCAGAACAUCCCGGGGGUCUACGCGGAUGUCGCGAAGGCUUCUGCGUGGGUCAACGAGGUGGUUUCCAAGCACUUUGCGUAUCCGCAGCCGUAUUGGGCGAGCGGGGUUCCCAAUUCCGAGACGUUUUAUUGAGGGUCUUGUUUGCGAGGCGGGAAGGAAUAAAUCUGUUUUUGGCAUUAAGA